AAUCACAUGAUAAGAUAGGGCUGAUCCUCUCGAACUCGAUUCGUCUGCUGAGGUACAGACCCGGAAUACAUGAUUCCUUCUAGCGACUAUGAACAAGGGCGGUGCUGUCAGAUUGUGGCACGCUUGAUUGUCAAUUUCAAUCACUAGUUGCGACGACUGCGGCCACGUCCUCUCCUUCCUGCCUCCCACUCACCUCUUGGUCCAUACGCGUGCUGCUUUUGCGAAUCAUCGUGCUUGCUGCGCAUGCUUCUCAAAUCCACCGAGUCAUUUUUCUCUCCUCCACCGUCCUCCGACCCGGACUCUGAGCAAGAGCACGAGUAUGAGGCAUGCUCAUGUGUGUACCCGGACUCGGACGAUGAGCGGACGUUGAACGGGGACGCCCCGCCCUCUCACUCACCAUUCUGCCAUCGAGGCUCUCAGGACACUCGGUUUUUUGACGCUCACCGCCGCGCCCACUCGCUUGCCACAUCCUCAUCGUCUUCUUCCGCCUCCUUCUCCUCCCGAGCCCCGACACCUCCGCACGCACACUAUCAUCAGCGUCCCUCUUCGUAUUCGCCUAGCCAUCCGUAUCUGCAGCCUCAAGACGUGCAUCCUCACCUGCCUUAUCUUCCUCCACGCACGUGCGCCCACAUCUGCACAGAAUGCUUUCCGGUAAACGCGGAUCUGCCCUCGACGACUAGCAAGGAGCGGGAGGAUGAUGACGUGGAGAAGGCAACGGGGAACAAGGAGUCUGCUCGAAAAUGGCUUGGUUUCGGAUGGGAUAACCGCUUCGUGUGGAUCAUCAUGGCGAUACUCUCCUCGCUUACUGUGGGCGUCAUGGCUAUAGUGGAGCGCAUGAUGCUGCGUUCCAGCCCUAUUUCGGGGGCUACGCAGUGGCCCGGGGUCGCCCACUCACUGAUUGAACAUUUCACCAUGGCAGAUGCUUUUCAGAUCUUGAUAGUCAUAUUCUCUCUUCCCAGUGUCUUUCUCCUCGUGCUUCUGCUCUUCCGCCCACGGAGACCAACACUCUUCACACCCACUAUCACUCAGAUCCAGAUCCUCACCUCGCUUGCCAUUGUGUGGAUUGUGCUCCUGAUGUUGACGCAUGCUGGCAAGAUUGCAACGUGUCGUGGAAAUGCAGGCGUGCUCGAGGGCGUGUUCGAACUUGCCGUGGAGGAGUUGGACUUGGAGCUCGGCCAGCGGAUGAGCACCUGUGCGCUGUACAGGGCAGAGCACUGGGUGAUGUUUGUUGUCCCCACGUCAUUGUUGCUCGGUGCAUUUGCGACUUAUCGCCGAGCUGUGCGGGUGCAUGGAAAGGGCCUGGUGCCGUUACCGGUGAAGACGCCGAUGGUUGAGGCGUGGAGGGUGUCAAGUAUCUAAAUAGAUGGAAGUGAUUUGUUUGAUCUUUUUUGCUGUACUCACCUGUUGUACUUGAAACCUAUAUCCACAUCAGAUAUGACCGUAUUGAAUCUAUGCCUUUCAAGUUUGGCUCAUAGGAUGUAAACCCGUUUUUCCGUAUUCUGCUCCCUUUGUAACCGGACAAGCUCACGGCUUCCCUCGUCAACAACGAUAUUCGGGAACUGGUCCGGGUCAUCCGAGUCCGAGAU
This is a messenger RNA of Mycena citricolor, 1586 nucleotides long. The record is from the annotation of a GenBank genome assembly. NCBI's taxonomy places the organism in Eukaryota, Fungi, Basidiomycota, Agaricomycetes, Agaricales, Mycenaceae.